Molecule: messenger RNA, 5890 nt
Organism: Myotis lucifugus (little brown bat)
Lineage: Eukaryota; Metazoa; Chordata; Mammalia; Chiroptera; Vespertilionidae
Gene: FIGN
Product: fidgetin, microtubule severing factor
Exons: 3
Coding region: 466-2745 (759 amino acids)
Molecular function (GO): ATP hydrolysis activity; ATP binding; microtubule severing ATPase activity
Source: RefSeq, a predicted model, not a curated record
CUCUCCCUCUCCGCCGCCGCCGCGUCCCUCUCCCUCUCGCCUUUGAAAACUGAUCUUUGGCUCUUAGUGUGAAAGUGAUUUGAAUUUGGCUCGGCGGCGCUUUGCGCCUGCGCCCAGCCUCUGGCAUGCUGGCUCCUCGCAAGCAGCUGUUUUGGGUUUGAAAUUCCAACAUGGCAGAGGCUGCAGUCCGUCUUCCCUUCAAAAACUUGGAAUGAUUUCAAAUCAUAGGCACCUUCACUUAACCCUCGCUCCCAUUCAUCAGCAAACACAGCGGAUCGAUGCGACGCUAACCUAUCGGGCUUUUCGCUCCGCGCGUUCAGGUUAAAUGAAUACCUGACGAAAGGGCCCACGUUUCAAGGCAGUGACAUUUGAUAGCUGAGAGGAAAAGUGGCUUUAAUGAAAAGCAACCUUUGGAAUUCCUGCUUGUGAGAAAUCCAAUUCAGCUUUUUGUGCUGCCAGCAAGAAAUGAUCAGUAGCACCAGUGUUUAUGGCUUGAAGAUGCAGUGGACGCCGGAGCAUGCCCAGUGGCCAGAACAGCACUUUGACAUCACCUCGACCACUCGGUCUCCUGCCCACAAAGUCGAAGCCUACAGAGGUCAUUUGCAGCGCACCUAUCAGUAUGCCUGGGCGAAUGAUGACAUCUCUGCUCUGACUGCAUCCAACCUACUAAAAAAAUAUGCAGAGAAGUAUUCUGGCAUUUUGGAGGGCCCCGUGGACCGACCUGUACUCAGCAACUACUCAGACACACCAUCAGGACUAGUGAAUGGUCGGAAGAAUGAAAACGAGCCCUGGCAGCCGUCCUUGAAUUCAGAAGCCGUUUAUCCCAUGAACUGUGUCCCGGAUGUUAUCACUGCCAGCAAAGCUGGAGUCAGUUCAGCCCUCCCUCCAGCAGAUGUCUCUGCAAGUAUAGGGAGCUCUCCUGGGGUGGCCAGCAACCUGACAGAACCCAGUUACUCUAGCAGUACCUGUGGAAGCCACACUGUACCUAGUCUUCAUGCAGGGCUCCCAUCUCAGGAAUAUGCCCCAGGAUACAACGGAUCUUAUUUGCAUUCUACGUACAGUGGCCAACCAGCACCCGCACUUCCUUCGCCUCAUCCAUCUCCUUUGCAUAGUUCUGGGCUCCUGCAGCCACCACCACCGCCUCCUCCGCCACCAGCCCUGGUCCCAGGCUACAAUGGGACUUCCAACCUCUCCAGUUAUAGCUAUCCCUCUGCUAGCUAUCCCCCUCAGACUGCGGUGGGGUCUGGUUAUAGCCCUGGGGGGGCACCCCCUCCUCCUUCAGCAUACCUGCCUUCAGGAAUUCCUGCUCCCACCCCUCUGCCCCCUACCACUGUUCCUGGCUACACCUACCAGGGUCACGGUUUGACACCUAUCGCACCCUCGGCCCUGACAAACAGUUCGGCGAGUUCUCUCAAAAGAAAAGCUUUCUAUAUGGCAGGGCAGGGCGAUAUGGACUCCAGUUAUGGAAAUUACAGCUAUGGCCAACAGAGAUCGACACAGAGUCCUAUGUACAGAAUGCCCGACAACAGCAUUUCAAACUCAAAUCGGGGGAAUGGCUUUGACAGAAGUGCUGAAGCAUCAUCCUUGGCAUUUAAGCCAACGAAGCAGCUCAUGUCCUCUGAACAGCAGAGAAAAUUCAGCAGCCAGUCCAGUAGGGCUCUGACCCCGCCUUCCUACAGUACUGCUAAAAACUCACUGGGCUCGAGAUCCAGCGAACCCUUUGGGAAGUACACGUCGCCAGUGAUGAGUGAGCAUGGGGACGAGCACAGGCAGCUCCUCUCUCACCCCAUGCCAGGCCCUGGGCUCCGUGCAGCUACCUCAUCCAACCACUCUGUGGACGAGCAACUGAAGAAUACUGACACGCACCUCCUUGACCUGGUCACCAACGAGAUCAUCACCCCAGGGCCACCAGUGGACUGGGGUGACAUUGCUGGCCUGGACCUGGUCAAGGCCGUCAUUAAAGAGGAGGUUUUAUGGCCAGUGCUGAGGUCCGAUGCCUUCAGUGGACUGACGGCCUUACCUCGGAGCAUCCUUUUAUUUGGACCUCGAGGAACAGGCAAAACAUUAUUGGGCAGAUGCAUCGCUAGUCAGCUGGGGGCCACGUUUUUCAAAAUCGCUGGCUCUGGACUCGUUGCCAAGUGGUUAGGAGAAGCGGAGAAAAUCAUCCAUGCCUCUUUCCUUGUGGCCAGGUGUCGCCAGCCCUCCGUGAUCUUUGUCAGUGACAUUGACCUGCUUCUCUCCUCUCAAGUGAGUGAGGAGCACAGUCCAGUCAGUCGGAUGAGAACCGAAUUUCUGAUGCAGCUGGACACUGUACUAACUUCGGCUGAGGACCAAAUCGUAGUAAUUUGUGCCACCAGUAAACCCGAGGAAAUAGAUGAAUCUCUUCGGAGGUACUUCAUGAAACGACUUUUAAUCCCACUUCCUGACAGCACAGCGAGGCACCAGAUAAUAGUACAACUGCUCUCACAGCACAAUUACUGUCUCAAUGAAAAGGAGUUUGCACUGCUCGUCCAGCGCACAGAAGGCUUUUCUGGACUUGACGUGGCUCAUUUGUGUCAGGAAGCGGCGGUGGGCCCCCUCCACGCCAUGCCGGCCACAGACCUCUCAGCCAUCAUGCCCAGCCAGUUGAGGCCCAUUACAUAUCAAGACUUUGAAAAUGCUUUCUGCAAGAUUCAGCCUAGCAUAUCUCAAAAAGAGCUUGAUAUGUAUGUUGAAUGGAACAAAAUGUUUGGUUGCAGUCAGUGAUAACUUCUUUUAAAAAGUGUAAUGAAUGUUGGCACACACACAUAAAACCUGCUACAUAGGGUAUAGAGCCCCUUUCCAGUAGUGUUUAAAUUGCAAAGGGUACUGGGGAAGAUGAUGAUUAAGUUGCAUCUUUAGAGUCAGGGUAGAUUUGGAGGGGAAAAAAAUGCAUCGAAUGAGAGCAUCCGAUUUGAAAGCCCCAGAUGACAGAGAGCAUCUGUGGAUGCUCAGUUCGGCUCACGCUAGACAACACUCACCAAGGAGCAAGGUGCAAGUGUGUUGACUUCGGAAGGACAUGAACCUCGUGUGUUGAUUCCAUUCUGCUGUUCUCGAGAUUUAGUUGCUGUCAAGUGCCUGGAGUGGUGCUUUAUUUUUUUGUUUGCCUCACAAUUACAUUGGUGGCAUGUGCUAAUAUAAAGAGCUUUAACUUCAAACAUUAGUGGACUAAAGAGAUGAACGGUUGUGUUAUGACAGAAAACCAGAUUUUUGCCAUUUUAAGAGCAACAGUAUUCCUCAAUCCUGUCUGUUCUGCGGUAUUAAGCUAAGAACAGGUAAAACAGGGUAACGGUAAUCUGGACCUUAAUUUCUGCAGUUCAUUUCUUUUAAUGUUCUUGUCUGCAAAAACUCAGGAAAGCGAUUGUGAUUUGUACAGUACCUCAAAGGAAUGUGUUGAAAGCACUAUGUACUGCUGAGAGUAAUGGGAUAGGCUUCAAUGUUACUUUAUAUUAAAAUGUAUGUUUACCUCAACGAUUGGAAAAUAGCAAGGAAAAUUACUUUGAAUGUAUCCAGAAAAAUAGUGAAGUGUGAUACAACUGAAUAUUUACAAUUUAAAGUAGAAAUGGAAGGAUUUUUUUUUUAAAAAAAAGCUUCUUUUACUAAUUAUGGGGAAUUAACCAGAGCAGAGUCAUUCUUUAUGUCAGUCACUGCAAGAGUUCUUCGUACAUUGCUCCUUGAUAAUGAAGUGAAAAUGUUCUUAAAAGUUACACUGGUUAAUGGAAAGCUCCUUACUCAGUUUGUGUUAGCGUCUAGGACCGUCAGCCACAAAACCUGUGUAGGACCCUGAAAGUCACAGUACCUAAAAGCUAGGACUGCAUUUUACUGCAUAGGUGGGAGUGGAGGUGGUGGUUUGCAAGUUCUCUCUUAAAACUGCUGGGAAUGGUGUCAUUCUACUCACUAAUCUAGCUUGUAGGCUUGCUGUGCUGUUUAACAGAAUGCAAAGAUAGCAACCAAAUCAAACAAAUAACUAAAUAAAUAAAUACAAAACACAACCGACCAACUUACAUAUAUAUAUAUCCACAAAGAGCGUCUACAUCCCCUCUCCUUCUUUUUGACUCCUCUCUUGUCAGUGCGAUUUUGCUUCUCAUUUUAAACUCUUCUGGGCUGUAGUGUCCCCGCAUUCAUUUCUACCUCAGUUUUGUUACAUUUCUCUUGGAAAUUAAAGUAGAAAAUCAGAAGUGGACACACACACAGGCACACACACUCAUACACUCUAUAGCUUGCCACACAUGUCACUUUGUUUUCUUCCAUCUUUUCCCAUAAAUCUAGUUUCCAAGUACAUCGGUCUUCCUGCUUACGUCUACCUGAUUCUAGCUCCCACCCCAAUAGCAUAUGUGGCAUUUUGCGUAAUUUCGCAUUCCUCUCCUGCUCCCCACCAAGUCGUUCUUUGUCUUCCUCUGUGCUUUCUGUGCAACUUCUCACUGGUAGCUGACUGCCGCCCGGCAGUGCCUCUGAACAGACACAAUGUAGGCUGCAGCUUUCCAAAGCCACUGCCCAUGCAUAAGCAGACAGCCGGCUUUUUGAAUGUAUUUUUCUUUUUUUUUUUCUUCUCUCAUUUUUUAAUCAAGAGAUGCAGUAACAAAACUGUUACAAAGCACUGGCAUUUUAUGUAUUCCAAAAGUGAUGUACAUUUUUUAAAAACUUUAAAUAAAUGCAAUGGGAAGCCCCAAGAAAGUUCUGUUUUUGUUUUUGUUUGCCCUUCAAAUAUUUUUACUGAUUUCAUCCCCAAUGUCAAAUUCUCUGAAACACAACAUAGAGAAAGCUAAUGAGAACGUCAUGAUAUUUCUGAAAUUUUAUGAUGUUUGAUCCAUUACUCCUUGUUUUUAUUAUUUUCAUAUUGCUAAAAGCUGAGCAAAUGAACCAGAAUUUAAUUUACUAUGAUAUUCCAGGAAUUAAAACUGUGCUUACAUCUAAGUAUUCCACAUUAAAAAGAGGUGCCUUUCAUUAAGGAUACAACAAUACACCCUCUGCUUUUCACAAGUGAAUAAAUGCUACAAUCGUAUUCUGGCUCUACCCUGCACACCCCUUAUUGUAAGGAAAUUCUAAUAUUCCCAUUAACUUGUAGGUUCAUAUUGAUCUCACUGACAAGUUUACUUUUGUACAGUACUGGCCUAUUUUUUGUCUUUUAGACACUACAUUUCAUUUCCGCCAACAUGCUGUGUUCACUUGAAAGCAACCGGCAAGUUUUGAUAAAUCCAGUCUUACUUAGACAACUUUGGAAAAUCCAAUAUUGAUCCAUAUUUUUUGUGGCUAGUAAGAGUUAAUGCCAAAUAUAUGACUGCACUAUUAUGUUUUACAUGCAUUUACAAAACUGAAAAUGAAGUCAGACAUACUGGCUUUUAGCUUUAAGUGACUUAAUAAUUACUUUGAGAUAUCAGUGGUCAAAAAUCCAUGUAUUUAGGCAGAAGCUGAAUUCAUGUGUGAAUUUCAUUUAGCCUCCCGAAUUCUAGGAUUAGAGUUUGUAAGACAUUGGGCAUGCUGAAGAAAUGAAGAUCUGUUGGGGGAGAUAAGGCUGACCUUUGAGUAGAUAGUGCUCUCCUGUGAUUCUUUGAUUCUACAUGACAGCAUUAUGAGCUCUUCUAUGGACUAGCCUAAUAAUGAGCUCUUUUCCGACUAUCCCUUCUGGAGCAUGGUAUGGGGGAUGGGGACCGCAUCCUCAGUAGUGAAUGUGCACAAUCAGUGAUAGUACAACUGAGUAACGGGCUCCAUACUCUUGGCCUCUUUUUGACUGCUAAGAAUUUGGAGAAGGCUCCUAAUGAAGGUAAGGAGUUAAUGAGCCAGUCUAAAUCCCUUCCCUUCUGGCUAAGGGAUUUGAGCCCUUUCACUUAACAGCCCCUAAUUCUCUUCUUCACAACUGCAAUAACAUUUCCAA